CAGCAACGUCCCGUCCUCACUCGCGAACGCGACGACUAUCAACUUUUCAACAUCACAAUUUUCUUUGAGUUCGUUUUUGCACCCUCGACUUUUCCCCCUCGAUGCGGUGCAGCAACCACAACUUGUCCGCGACAUAGAGACAUCCUGGUUUGGGUGGGGUCGGACUGAUUAACGCCACCAAGCUGCAGGCAGAGCCGACGCGGCGGCGACAUUCGAGUGCAGAUAUAUAUCAUCGCGACCUGAAUCCCAUCCCAUUUCCAGUCGACCCCGAGAUACCCCUAAUAAUCCGCCCAAGAUGUCCGACUAUCAGCGCGAUGUCUCGCAGUACAAGUACUCGGCCAUGUCCAACCUGGUUCUCCAGGCGGACCGUCGGUUUGUCACAAGACGGACUGACGAGGCCACUGGAGAUCCGGAGUCGCUGGCCGGGCGUUUGUCCAUCAAGGAAAUGGGUGGCCGUGUAGGUCGGGGCGCAGCGCCAAAGACGAAGAAGACGGGCGCCAUGCCGGAUGUGGAACGAGGGAGCAUGCGGGAGGGCGCCGAUAUUCUACGACAUAUGAAGCAGCAGAAGAGCAAGGCGGACGCGCGUGGGGGCGGUAUCCUGUCUGGCGCCGACGCCUUGAUUGAGGGCAUCCGGUAUCGACCCCGGACUCAGCCUACCCGCGAUGCCUUCAACCUCAUUUUGACCAUAGUGGCAGAACACCUUGGCGAUGUUCCCCACGAGGUCGUGCGCAGUGCUGCCGACGCGACCCUAGAGUAUCUCAAGGACGACGACCUGAAGGAUUUCGAUAAGAAGAAGGAAGUCGACGAUAUUUUGGGGGUCUCGAUGAACCCAAAGCAGUUCAACGAGCUAAUCAACCUCGGGAAGAAGAUUACGGAUUACGAUGCACAGGAUGAAGACGAGGACAUGGAGGAUGUACAACGAGCCGGCGAGGACGAAAUCGACGGUCGCCAGGGUGUCGCUGUCAACUUUGAGAACGAGGAUGAUGAUGACGGACUGCUCGACGUCGUUCGGGACGAGUCCUCGGAGGACGAGGACCAGGACGAAGAAGAUCUCCCGGAUCUCCCAGAAACGGCCGAGGGCGGGGAAGCAGGCGAGGACCACGACGAGGAAGAGGUGGGGUUGGCCGACGGCGAGGCUAUGGUGAUCGAUGCUGUCCCCCAAGGAAAAGCCAAGUCGGAAGAGCAAAACUCCGUCCCAGCCCGGGAUAUUGAUGCGUACUGGUUGCAACGCCAGAUCGGCCGACUCUAUCCCGAUGCCCACACCCAGCACGACAAAACCCUACAAGCUCUGAAGAUUCUAUCAGGGGAGCCGGAUGAACCCGAUGGCGAGGAGAAGCAGCUUCGGGACAUCGAGAACGACCUCAUGGAGCUGUUUGACUACGAGCACCAUGAGAUCGUGCAAAAGCUCAUCGAAAACCGCGAGAAGGUCGUGUGGCUCACGCGCCUAGCAAAGGCGGAGGGCCAGGAGGACCGCGACACCAUCGAGCGGGAGAUGGCUUCUGAAGGGCUGCGAUGGAUCCUUGACGAGCUGCAUGGCAAGUCCAAAGACGGCCAGAAGAAACCCAAGAUGGAAAUCAAGAUGGACAUCGACAAGAGCACCCUUGAGGAUGGGCGGCCUCAGACGGAGGAACAACCCGAAGGGCAGUUGGUGGGGGGACUCCAACCUAAAAAACUCAUCAACUUGGAGAACCUCGUCUUCGACCAGGGGAACCAUCUCAUGACCAACCCGAGGGUCACGCUUCCGGACGGCACGACGAAGCGGACUUUCAAGGGAUACGAGGAGGUCCACAUCCCGCAACCCAAACCGCGGAACGACCCUAGUGACCUGAACAUCCCGGUUUCCGAAUUGCCCGAGUGGGCUCAAUCGCCCUUCAGUACGACCAAGUCCUUGAACAAGAUCCAAUCCAAGUGUUAUCCUUCCGCCUUCCAGGAUGACGGUAACAUGCUCAUCUGCGCCCCGACAGGCAGUGGCAAGACAAACGUUGCCAUGCUCACAAUCCUUCGGGAGAUUGGCAAGAAUAGAAAUAGCCGGGGGGAGAUUGAUCUGGAUGCGUUCAAGAUUGUUUACAUCGCCCCCUUGAAGGCCCUUGUCCAGGAGCAGGUUGGAAAUUUCGGGAAGAGGUUGCAGCCGUACGGCAUCAAGGUGUCAGAGCUGACAGGUGACCGCCAACUCACCAAGCAGCAAAUAUCGGAGACCCAGGUCAUUGUGACGACCCCUGAGAAAUGGGAUGUCAUCACGAGGAAGGCAACCGACAUCUCAUACACAAACCUCGUCCGCCUUAUCAUCAUCGACGAGAUCCAUCUGCUGCACGACGACCGUGGUCCGGUCCUGGAAAGCGUUGUCAGCAGGACGAUCCGCAAGACCGAGCAGACGGGUGAGCCAGUCCGCAUCGUCGGCCUGUCCGCUACACUUCCCAACUACCGGGAUGUGGCCAGCUUCCUCCGGGUUGAUUUCGAAAAGGGCAUGUUCCACUUUGACGGGUCAUUCCGCCCAUGCCCCUUGCGGCAAGAGUUUAUUGGCGUUUCGGAUAAGAAGGCUAUCAAGCAGCUCAAGACGAUGAACGACAUCACCUACCAGAAGGUCCUCGAGCACGUUGGCCAAAACCGCCAUCAGAUGCUGGUGUUUGUGCACUCGAGAAAGGAGACGGCCAAGACGGCAAAGUACAUCCGCGACAAAGCCCUGGAAAUGGAAACCAUCGACCAAAUUCUCAAACACGAUGCCGGUACCCGCGAGGUCUUGAGCGAAGCUUCCAACUCGGUCAACAACACCGACCUCAAGGAUAUCCUACCUUACGGUUUUGGCAUCCAUCACGCCGGCAUGAGUCGGGAAGACAGGACUGACGUCGAGGAGCUCUUCGCAAGUGGACACAUCCAAGUGCUGGUGUGCACGGCAACCCUUGCCUGGGGUGUCAACCUGCCCGCCCAUACGGUUAUCAUCAAGGGCACGCAAGUCUACUCUCCAGAGAAGGGUAGCUGGGUCGAGCUGAGCCCCCAGGAUGUGCUGCAGAUGCUUGGCCGUGCGGGCCGUCCUCAGUUCGACAAAUAUGGUGAGGGCAUCAUCAUCACCACCCAAGGCGAGAUUCCAUACUAUCUGUCGUUGCUCAACCAGCAGUUGCCGAUCGAAAGUCAGCUUGCGAGCAAACUCGUCGAUAACCUGAACGCCGAAAUCGUUCUCGGCAACAUCCGAAGCCGCGACGAGGGCGUGGAGUGGCUUGGCUACACUUAUCUCUUCGUCCGCAUGCUUCGUUCUCCAGGACUUUAUAGCGUUGGCGCCGAGUACGAAGACGAUGGCGCGCUGGAGCAAAAGCGGGUUGACUUGAUCCAUUCCGCCGCGACGGUCCUGAAGAAAUCCAACUUGGUCAAGUACGACGAAAAGACCGGCAAAGUCCAAUCCACAGAGCUCGGGCGCAUUGCCUCCCACUACUACAUCACUCAUACUUCGAUGGACACGUACAACAAGCUCAUCCAGCCAUCCAUGAACGACGUCGAGUUGUUCCGCGUCUUCGCUCAGAGCGGCGAGUUCAAGUACAUCCCCGUCCGUCAAGAGGAGAAGCUUGAGCUCGCCAAAAUACUCGCCCGCGUUCCGAUCCCCGUGAAGGAGAGUAUCGAAGAGCCGACGGCCAAGAUCAACGUUCUUCUUCAAGCCUACAUCUCCCGCCUCAAGCUUGAUGGAUUGGCUCUCAUGGCUGACAUGGUUUACGUCACCCAGUCCGCUGGCCGUAUUCUCCGCGCCAUCUUUGAGAUUACUCUGAAGAAGGGCUGGGCCUCUGUCGCCAAGCUCGCCCUGAAUCUUUGCAAAAUGGCCGAGAAGAGGAUGUGGCCCACCAUGUCACCUCUCAGGCAGUUUCCCAGUUGCGCUAUCGAGAUUGUGAGGAAAGCAGAGAGGAUAGAGGUCCCGUUCAGCAGCUACUUUGAUCUGGACCCUCCUCGCAUGGGCGAGUUGCUUGGCUUGCCAAAGGCUGGCAAGACCGUGUGCGGUCUCGUCUCUAAGUUCCCUCGGGUCGAAAUCCAGGCCAAUGUACAACCCAUGACAAGGUCGAUGCUGCGUGUCGAGCUUACCAUUACCCCCAAUUUCGAGUGGGACGCUGACGUUCACGGGUUGUCUGAAAGCUUCUGGAUCCUCGUGGAGGAUUGUGAUGGCGAGGACAUCCUCUUCCAUGAUCAGUUCAUCCUGCGCAAGGACUACGCUGAAUCGGAGACCAAUGAGCACACCGUCGAGUUCACGGUGCCCAUCUCCGAGCCGAUGCCACCCAACUACUUCAUAUCGGUCAUCUCCGAUCGGUGGAUGCACUCCGAAACCCGCAUGGCAGUGUCAUUCCAGAAGCUCAUCCUGCCGGAGCGGUUCCCUCCGCAUACAGAGCUGCUCGACUUGCAACCCCUUCCUGUGUCGGCUCUCAAGGCCAAGGACUACGCGGCCCUUUAUCCCGACUGGCAGCAAUUCAACAAGGUGCAGACACAGACCUUUAAUUCCCUGUUCAACACCGACAACAAUGUCUUGGUGGCCUCGCCAACUGGUAGCGGCAAGACCGUCUGCGCGGAAUUUGCUUUGUUGCACCACUGGGCGAAUGAAGACUCUGGACGCGCAGUCUACAUCGCGCCGUUUCAAGAACUUGUGGAUCAACGAUUUGAGGACUGGCAAAAGCGCUUUUCAAACCUCCGUGGGGGCAAGGACGUUGUGAAGCUAACGGGUGAGACCUCCAGCGACCUCAAGCUGCUCGAGCAAGGAGACCUCAUCCUAGCCACUCCCCUCCAGUGGGAUGUCCUAUCCCGGCAAUGGAAGCGGAGGAAGAACGUUCAGACGGUGGAGCUGUUCAUCGCGGAUGAGCUGCAUCUUCUCGGCGGUCAAAUGGGGUACAUCUACGAGAUCAUUGUGUCUCGGAUGCACUACAUCCGCACACAAACAGAACUCCCCAUGAGGAUCGUCGGCCUCAGCGUCUCCCUGGCCAAUGCCCGCGACGUCGGCGAGUGGAUUGAUGCCAAGAAGCAUGACAUCUACAACUUCAGCCCGCAUGUGCGCCCGGUGCCGCUGGAGCUGCAUAUUCAGUCCUACACCAUCCCUCACUUCCCGUCCCUUAUGCUCGCCAUGGCUAAGCCGACAUACCUCGCUGUUACCCAGUUGUCGCCAGACCAACCGGCCCUCAUUUUCGUUCCGAACCGGAAGCAGACCAGAGCAACGGCUCGCGAUAUUCUCACGGCCUGCCUUGCGGAUGACGACGAAGACCGGUUCCUACACGUCGAAGUCGAUCAGAUCCGGAAGCUUCUCGACCGAGUCCAGGAGGAAGCCCUCGCCGAGGCUCUAUCUCACGGCGUGGGUUACUACCACGAAGCCCUGAGCCAGAGCGACAGACGUAUUGUCAAGCAUCUCUACAAGAACGGUGCCAUUCAAGUACUCAUCGCCUCUCGCGACGUCUGCUGGGAGCUUGAUUGCACGGCACACCUGGUCAUCGUCAUGGGUACUCAGUACUUCGAGGGCAGGGAACACCGUUACGUCGACUAUCCUCUAAGCGAGGUCCUCCAAAUGUUUGGCAAGGCCGUGCAGGCGUCCAAGGACGGGCGCAGCCGCGGCGUCCUCAUGCUUCCGGCCGUGAAGAGGGAGUACUACAAGAAGUUCCUAAAUGAAGCGCUACCGGUUGAGUCGCACCUUCACAACUACCUCUACGACGCGUUCGUGACGGAGAUCAGCACCAAGAUGAUCGAGUCGGGUGAAGACGCCAUCAACUGGGCCACAUUCACGUAUUUCUACCGGCGCCUUCUUGCCAACCCAAGCUACUACAGCUUGACAGACCCGACGCACGAAGGGCUGAGCCAGUAUCUCUCCGACAUGGUCGAGGCGACGUUGAAGGAGCUGGCUGAUUCCAAGAUCAUCGACAUGGACGAGGACGACGGGGCGGUUGCGCCACAGAACGCUGCGAUGAUCGCGGCCUACUACAACAUCUCGUACUACACGAUGCAGACGUUCCUCCUAUCGCUCAACCAGAAGACCAAGCUGAAGGGCAUCUUGGAGAUCGUGACGUCGGCUACCGAGUUUGAGUCGAUUCAGAUCCGGCGGCACGAGGAGGUCAUCCUCCGGCGCAUCUACGACAAGAUUCCGGCCAAGAUGUCGGUGGUGGCUUAUGACUCGCCUCAUUUCAAGGCGUUCGUCCUGGUUCAGGCGCACUUCUCGAGGAUGAACUUGCCGAUUGACCUCGCCAAGGACCAGGAGGUCAUCCUGACCAAACUCCUCAGCCUACUAAGCGCCGUUGUCGAUAUCCUCUCGUCCGAAGGCCAUCUGAACGCGAUGAAUGCUAUGGAAAUGUCGCAGAUGGUGGUGCAGGCCAUGUGGGAUCGCGACAGCCCGCUGAAGCAGAUUCCCAACUUCACGCCAGAGGUGGUCAAGGUGGCGAACAAGUACGAAAUCAAUGACAUCUUUGACUUUAUGGAGAAGAUGAACCCCGAGGAGAACGCCGACUACGGCUCGCUCGUCAACGACCUCGGCCUCUCUCAGGCACAGCUCGCGCAGGCGGCCAACUUCACAAACUCCAAGUACCCGGACAUCUCGCUCGAGUUCGACGUCGAGGACAAGGAGAACAUCCGCGCGGGCGAGCCGGCGUACCUCAAGAUCCACAUCGAGCGCGAGGUGGAGGAGGACGAGGAGUUCGAUCCCACGGUGCACGCGCCGUUCUACCCGGCCAAGAAGUCGGAGAACUGGUGGCUUGUGGUUGGCGAGGAGAGCUCCAAGACGCUGCUCGCCAUCAAGCGGGUCACGGUCGGCCGGGAGCUCAACCUCAAGCUAGAAUACACGGUGCCCACGCCCGGGCGCCACGACCUGAACCUGUUCUUGAUGAGCGACAGCUAUGUCGGGGUCGAUCAGGCGCCUACUUUCUCGGUCAUGGUCGAGGAGGGGAUGGAUGUGGACGAGAGCGAGGAGGAGGAGGAGGAUGAGGAGUAACGUGGUGGAAACGGGUGUGUCAAGAGAGAAGAGAUGGGGUUUUGGACAGCUGUACGGUACACAACGGAGUUGGACGGGGCAAUU
This is a messenger RNA of Chaetomium fimeti, 7012 nucleotides long. RefSeq names its product Sec63 Brl domain-containing protein. Lineage: Eukaryota; Fungi; Ascomycota; Sordariomycetes; Sordariales; Chaetomiaceae. The record is from RefSeq and is a predicted model, not a curated record. The transcript has a single exon. The coding region runs from base 296 to 6928 and encodes 2210 amino acids. Gene Ontology annotation, molecular function: ATP binding; nucleic acid binding; ATP hydrolysis activity.